UUGACUGCUGGUUUAUAUUUGAAGUCUAAUGAGAGUAUUAAAAGUGGCAAACAAUUUAAUUAAUAUAUUGGUAUGCAUCUUAUAUUUUUACAUACUUAAAGAAUCUCCAAAUAUGACAAUUAUUAGUGUCCACAGUGCCACAAACUGUUUCCCAAAUACUGAGCAGUACUCAGUUCUGAGGAGUUUACUGUCUGAAGAGUCUGCAGAUACAGAGAAAAAUCAGUGAAAAUGAUUUGAUUGAUAGACACACAGAAUGUACUGGUUAAGCACAUUUAGACACACUUCCUUGUCAUCUUGUAAUAUUUCUUGAACUUUACAUAAGCAAGCAGUUUGGUAAGUAUUGGAGGGAAUAUUUAUCUGAGAUUUUUGGACAGAAGUAGCUGCUUAGGCACUGACUGGAAUUGCUUUGGCUUUCCAUUUUUUUAUUUUAUUUAGUAUUUUCAUGCCAAUUACAGUGUGUUAAUACAAUGUGGUUGCUCUUUGGCUACGCUGACCUCCACCUCUAACCUUCCAAUACCACUGAUUCCUUUGGGCCAUGGCUCAUCUAACCCUGAACAGCUUUGGGGAACCCAAAAGAUGGCACAACAAGAAACCCACCAGCCUCCAGAAGCUUUAACUCUUUGCAGUAGAAGAAGCUCAGAGUGACAGCAGAUGCCUCUUAAAUUAUAUACCUGUUCAACUCUCAAGGUGUGGAUGAUCAUGGGAGAACAACUGUUAAAGAACAGCAUCCUUGAUCAAUUUAUUAAUAGCCAUGAGCAGUCAUAUGAAGAGUUUCUAAAUACGUUCACAUAUCUUUUGGAAGAGAAAGAGGGGAAGAAAAUCCAGGGAAGUAAAGUGGACUCCUUAAGAAAAACUUGUUCUACCUCUGAAUUACCAAACAGAAAUAAACAGGAUGGCUCACCUGAAAGAAGCAAAGAAAUGUGGGUGUCAUUUCCACCAGAGAUGCCAAAUGAGAAUGAGGCAGUGAUGAGUGAGAGCUCGACAGCUGGUGUCUCUGAUACAAAUAAUCUCAGUCUGUCUGAAAGAGUGAAGGUGGACAAUUACUUAAACUUGGAAAAUGUAGACACAGAUGAAGAGACAUACAGUGCAGGGUCAUUAGUUCUCCCAGGAGAGGUGGAAGAGACGAUGACUUACUGUACACCCUUCUUUGAUAAGCCUGUUCAGCCGAAGCUCAGAGCGUGGUCAGUUCCCCAGCCAUCAGACAGCAAAGCCCAAGAGCUACUGGGCGAUGAUGUUCAACCAUUCUCACUUGAUGAAGAAUUUGAUUAUGACAACGUGGCACUGAUGCCUAAGUUCUCUGAAGCUGAGCUGAAGGCCAUUGUAGAGUUUUCUGAGGAGAAGAAAACGAGUAAAAUGUCAAAUCAGCAUGAGCUAAAGACUGAGUGAAAGGUGUCCUGUGCAGGGCUGUUGGAGUGAUCCUUUUUAUGGGACGAAUGUAGCUUCUCAUUGUACCCUUAUUUAGUGUUCUUAUCUGCACAGCCAGUAAAUGGCAUUCCUGAGAUUAGUUGUUUUUUCUGCCAAGGUGCCUUGGAGCCUGUAUUGGCUCAGGAUAGGUGUGCUGGAGUGACUUCUCCACAGGACCAAAACAACAAAACUGGUGGAUUUCAGAACAGCAUCAUGGCUACUCUUGCUUAUAUCUGGUCUUGACUCACUUCCUGAGUAGUACAAAGCUGGUCCUAAAGCUGCCUUUUACCUCCUUCUUUCAGUAAUGCAAUGAAGAGCUUUUUAGCAGCUGACAAAUCGGUCUAUGAACUCUUUCCUUUAAAUGUAUAGAGAUACAUGAGUGAAUAAAUCUGGGAAUAUUUUUUUUCUCUGUCUUUUGAGUUACUUCAGUUCUGCAAAAAAAUAAAUAUUCCUGUUUCCAACAAACUUUUUGUGUUGAUCAAAAUUGAUGUGGUACAACUCCUAAAAUUAAAACAGUAACUGCUCAAAAAAACCCCCUCUUCCACACAGAGGAAAAAAUAGCAAUCUCAUCCAUUAAAGGAAUUGGCAUUGAAAGGCUGUCAGAUUUUACAUUUUUUCACAGGAGAUGAUUCCAAAUAACAGCUUAUAGCUUACACUCUGCAUCACUGAAAUACAGCAAGCUGGAGUUGAGUAAAGGUCAGCUAUAUGGGUGGGAGAGAAGAGUGUGCAUCUCUGUGUCCUUCUCUUCAGAGUUUAGCAUCCUUUUUUUUCAGCUGACUGUAGAAGCUUUGCUAUUGAGGCUUGGUUUAACAUCACAAUGCUGCAUUGUAUUAUUGGUCAUUUUCUGGUAUAACUGCAUUCACUAAAGUUUACUGACCAGCA
This is a messenger RNA of Corvus hawaiiensis (hawaiian crow), 2286 nucleotides long. It is a transcript of the gene IFTAP, whose product is annotated as intraflagellar transport associated protein. Gene Ontology annotation, cellular component: cytosol; 9+0 non-motile cilium. The record is from RefSeq and is a predicted model, not a curated record. Bases 652 to 1386 code for a protein of 244 amino acids. Gene Ontology annotation, biological process: spermatogenesis; acrosome reaction. NCBI's taxonomy places the organism in Eukaryota, Metazoa, Chordata, Aves, Passeriformes, Corvidae. The transcript is spliced from 8 exons. Gene Ontology annotation, molecular function: intraciliary transport particle A binding.